This is a messenger RNA of Populus euphratica (Euphrates poplar), 1004 nucleotides long. RefSeq lists its product as uncharacterized. The coding region runs from base 21 to 1004 and encodes 327 amino acids. Lineage: Eukaryota; Viridiplantae; Streptophyta; Magnoliopsida; Malpighiales; Salicaceae. The record is from RefSeq and is a predicted model, not a curated record. The transcript is spliced from 2 exons. Gene Ontology annotation, molecular function: nucleic acid binding; zinc ion binding.
UUUCUAGUUAAAUCUUGUCUAUGGAACGAUCUGAACAUUUUAUUGUUCGAUUUACUGGAAAGAACUAUUCUGCCUGGGCUUUCCAGUUUCAGAUUUUUGUCAAGGGAAAGGAAUUAUGGGGUCAUAUUGCUGGGACAGUUCCUGCACCUGACAGUGAGCAGGAAAAGGAGAAAUAUGUGAAAUGGGAGGUGAAGGAUGCUCAGAUUAUGUCUUGGAUCCUUGGAAGUAUGGAACACUCCAUGCUUCUCAAUCUCAAGCCUUACAAAUCAUCUAGAGAAAUGUGGGAUUAUCUGAAGAAAGUUUACAACCAAAGCAAUGCAGCACGAAGGUUCCAAUUGGAACUCGAAUUAGGUCAACUCAGUCAAGACAGUAUGUCAAGAGGGGAAUUUGAAGCAAUCAGGUCCAACCUGAUGAAUAGAGAACCAGUUCCUUUCUUGGAUAUUUGUGUAGGAGAGCUUCUCAGGGAAGAACAACGGAUCAUUACACAAGCUGUCUUGGAGCAGAAAGCUCAAAAUUCUACUCCAAUCCCUGUUGCAUACACUGCUCAAGGGAGGUUUAAAGGAGGUAGAAAUAUGUCAAAUGUUCAGUGUUAUAGCUGCAAAGGAUUUGGGCACAUUGCCACUACUUGUACCAAAAAAUUCUGCAACUAUUGUAAGAAAACAGGGCAUAUCAUCAAAGAUUGCUCCAUCCGGCCUCCAAAGAAAUCUGAAACCGCCUAUAAUGUCUCGGUUGGUUCCUCCAAUACUCCUAGUCCUGGUCAGUCCUCUAUUACCCCUGAAAUGGUCCAACAAAUGAUAGUUUCUGCCCUUUCUGCUUUAGGCCUUUCAGGUAACCGAAAUUCCAUUCCUAAGCCUUGGUAUUUUGAUUCUGCUGCUUCUAAUCACAUGACCAACACUGUCUUACCUUUAAAUAAUGUUAAAAAAUAUAAAGGUAAUCUUCAUAUUCGUACUGCCGAUGGUAAUCCUUUGUCUAUCACAGCUGUUGGUGAUAUUCAGCCCUUCUGA